Molecule: messenger RNA, 7054 nt
Organism: Mizuhopecten yessoensis (Yesso scallop)
Lineage: Eukaryota; Metazoa; Mollusca; Bivalvia; Pectinida; Pectinidae
Product: alpha-N-acetylglucosaminidase-like
Exons: 24
Coding region: 79-2355 (758 amino acids)
Source: RefSeq, a predicted model, not a curated record
UUCCGGUGUAAACACUGGGGGAAAGAUGUACCGCUAAGCAUGAGGAGUGCGGUAACGUGAGCAGUGUAGUCAAGAACCAUGCGUGUCAACACAGGGAGGUGUUUGCUGCCUUUGUUUUGGUUCAUCCAAAUAAUUUCUGCUGUGCAAGACUUCCCAGCCUUAAACCACAUCAGAACAAGGACCUCUGCUUCUACCCAGACACAUGCAUCGCAGGCCCUGAUUGGUCGAAUUGUUGGCAAAAGAGCCAAUGAGUUUACAGCACAUGUUCAACCAGAUCUUGGUCCUAAAGAUAGAGACACAUUUAAGAUUUGGUCAUCUGGUUCUCAUGUCAAUAUUACCGGGACAACUGGAGUGGCAGUUGCCAUGGGACUGUAUUACUACUUGACCAAUCACUGUGGGUGUCAGUACACAUGGGCAGGGCAACAGAUGAACAUCCCAUCUCCCCUACCCAAGGUUCCUGCCCCAGGGAUUAAAGUGACUACCAAUGACAGGUUCCGGUACUACCAGAAUGUGUGUACGGUAGACUACUCGUUUGUGUGGUAUAACUGGACCGACUGGCAACAACAGUUGGACUGGAUGGCUCUACACGGAAUCAACAUGCCACUGGCCUUCACUGGACAGGAGGCCAUAUUUCAACGGGUGUACAUGGAAAUGGGACUCACUAUGAAAGAAGUCCAGGAUCACUUUGCAGGUCCAGCUUUUCUUGCCUGGUCAAGAAUGGGUAACAUGCAUGGUUGGAGUGGACCUCUACCUCAAUCCUGGAUUGAUCAGCAGUUGGUCCUACAACACAAGAUCCUUGACCGGACCAAGGAGCUUGGAAUGAUUCCUGUCCUGCCAGGUUUUGCUGGACAUGUCCCUAGUGCCAUCACAAGAAUUUUUCCAAAUGCAAAUGUGUCCCAUUUACCUGACUGGGGUCACUUCAAUUCCUCGUUCUGCUGUAACUUACUGUUGGACUUUAGCGAUCCUCUGUUCAAGAGGAUAGGACAUGAAGUGGUGAAGGAGAUGCUAAAUGAGUUUGGUACAGACCAUGUAUACAACAUUGACACUUUCAAUGAGAUGCUUCCAAAGUCAAGCUCACCAACCUACCUUGCUCAGUCAGCAAAGACUGUUUUUGAAGCCUUGACAUCUGCAGACCAACAGGCAGUGUGGUUGAUGCAGGGAUGGAUAUUUGAGAACUCUGUGGAUUUCUGGAAAUCUCCACAAAUAAAGGCAGUGGUAACAGCUGUUCCUAAAGGGAGGAUGAUAAUCUUAGAGCUAUUUGCAGAGAACCGUCCCGUGUACCGUCACACAGAAUCCUACUUUGGACAGCCGUUCAUCUGGAGCAUGCUGCACAACUUUGGAGGGACACUGGAACUGUACGGCAGCUUUGACAGCAUCAACACUGGUCCAGCUGCUGGUCGGAAUUUCCCUAAUAGCACCAUGAUAGGGAUCGGAAUGGCUCCUGAAGGGAUCAAUCAAAAUGAAGUUAUUUAUGAGUUCAUGGCUGAAAAUGCCUGGGUCCCUCAGCCUCGAGAUGUUUCUCAGUGGGUGGUGGAGUAUGCUAGACGAAGAUAUGGGAAAUCUAACAAGUACAGCUCAAAGGCUUGGCAGCUACUACGGAAAAGUGUAUACAAUAAUACCGAUGGACUUAAGGAUAAAAGUAAACAUGUAAUACCGACGUCUCGCCCCUCCUGCCAUCCACGACUGGCUCCCGACGUUUGGUACGACCCCGAGGAUCUGUAUGAAGCUUGGGAUAAUUUAGUGCUAGCCGCUGACCAGCUCUGCAACAGCUCCUUAUUCAUGUACGAUCUGGUGGAUGUCACGAGGAACAGUCUUCAGGAGAUUUCUCUGUCCUUCUAUAACUCACUCAUAUCAGCCUUCACCCACAAAGAUAUUGAUCAAGUCAGUUUAAAAGGAGAUAAACUGCUGGGCCUCUUGGCUGACAUGGAUAUACUCCUGGGGUCAGAAGGUCACUUCCUGUUAGGGAAAUGGAUAAAGGCGGCAACAAAUCUAGCUUUCAGACCUGAGGAAAGGAGGCUGUAUGAAUUCAAUGCCAGGAACCAGAUCACACUUUGGGGACCGACAGGCAAUCAUUUAGACUACGCCAGCAAACAGUGGGCGGGACUUAUACAUAGCUACUACAGACCAAGAUGGAAAGUUUUUGUUGAGGACUUAAAGUACAGUUUGCAUUCAGGAACUACAUUUAAUCAAAGUGACUUUGAUAUAAAAGUUUUCAACACGAUAGAGCUUCCCUUUUCUACCAGUACACAGACCUUUCCAACUGUCCCAUCAGGAAACACUAUCUUGAUAGUAAAACAGAUUCACAAAAGAUAUCGACAAGAAAAGAUCUACAAAGAUCUCCGCGAGAAAGGAUGAUAAGGAAGUGGAUCUCUUGGUGGUGUGUCAUAGCUUCUGGAUAUAAAGAAAAAACACUUUGUAUGAGAGAUUGAGUGACAUCUGUCCAUAGUGAUUAUGUAAGCUGUUAUGGACUAGCACAGUAUUUCCUACAAUAUGGGUAAAAUAAGGGAAACAAGAUACGUCCAUCAGUCUAAAUAACAAUAUAUUUGUUAUUUUGUUGUGUGUAAAUUCAUUUGACAUAAUGAAAUGAUAAGUUUUGUAGACUUUUCAAUGAUAAAUAAUAAAUGAAACCUAGAUACAACAAUACAUGGAAACCUUUCUUCAUUUAGUGAUUAAAACAGAGAAUUAUCAUUCAUUAACAGAUAAAGAAAGGGGUGUAGUGGAAUCGCAUUGUCUGUUGAAAUGUAUUUUUCUUAUGCCAUAACUUUGAUACAAUUGUAUCUUCAUUUAGAGAACUUCUAGCACAAUACCUCUAUACUUGACCAAGACUAUUAUGCAUUGUUUUGUUUAAGAGUUAGGAAGAGCUCUUUGUUGUUCAGAAUGAUAACAUUUUUACCCUGCGUUUCAAAAUGUCACAGACACCUGAUUUUUACAGUUUUGGUGAUUUUCGUAUUGUGCAAAAAAAGACUUCAGUCGUCUGUCCUUCCGUCAGUCAAUAUUUUCCUCCCAGUGGUCAUCUAAAUAUUAAUGCAUAAUUGUUGUAGAAGUUUCACUGGAUGUAGUUUGUAUCAACGAUAUCAUUUCCGCAUAUGAUUUUGGACAAACGUUUUAAUUAUUCAGUAAAGAAAGGGCCGUUAACUUGUGGAGUUUUACUGUCUCUUGUCAUAAAAUGACGACAUUUAAAGUUAAAAUUCAAGCGCAAAUUGCAUAUUGAAGAUUACUUUGAAACACAGGUACUAGCCUCGUCUGUCAAUGCACCUUUAUUAUGGUAGCCCGAGUUUCCUCUGACACCAGACUGACUUUUUGACAGAUAGAUGGCUGGUGUGAGCAACAUGGAUUAUUACGCUAUUUAUAUAGGCUUUGCGCGCACGUAUGGUAUUUUCCAACAGAAAUACGCUCUUUCAAAUACCUUUCAUGCAAAUGUACAGUUAGACAAGCGAGUCGCUAAACUUGUUUCAUUUGUCGAAUAAGGAUACCUGUAUUAAAUGUUGUAUACAUGUAUUUGAAGAUUUGGUAGCGAACGAAAAUAAACAUAUAUUUUACCUCUCGGUCUUCUUAAAGGUCAUGCAUGGUCAGAAUGUUCGGCUGAUCGUACCACCAACUUGACUUGAAAUACUGUUUCUAAAUCUGUCAACAGCUAAUUUCAUGUUUUGACGAGCAAGCAGAGUUUCCUCUGGCCCUAACACUAGACUUAGACAUUUUGACAGAUAGAUAUCUGGUGUGACAUCUUUCUGUCAAAAUGUCUUAGUUUGGUGUCAGGGCCAGAGGACACUCGGGCUUUGUCGAUAGAUUGGUGGAUUUGAUUGAUUGAAACAAGGAAUUAACUUAAAAUGCUAUCUAAGUCCGUGUUAAUAUCAAAGAUUUACUUUAUACACAAACAAUGUAGGUAUUAAACGUAUUUCCUGUCUGUCGCUUUUAGUUUUUGUUCACUUGGAAGACCCCUGCUGUCUCUUUCUCUAACCAGAACAAUAUGACGUCUGUUAGGAAAGCUUAAAAUCACAAAAAUAAUUCAUCAAGCAAUGGAUUUAUACGAUAUUUUAAUUAUAAAUAAUCACUUCUAAAUGCUUAUGAGAAUGCUAUAAACUAUACAAAUAUAAGUCUAUAGUAGUCACAUUGAAAACAAACAGUACGUUAUUUGCUGAGGCAAAAUCACAUUUUAUGUUAGAUAUAUUAAAUCUUGUUGAUAUUGAGUAUAUUAAAUCUAACUGAAAUGUAUAUAUAAGUGCUGUUAAAGACGACUGUUAAAUUCUUGAGUAAUCGAAAUAUCGUUAUAUGAACGUGCUCAAAUACUCUUACGACCAACUUCUUAACAGCGCAUUAUUUCAGUGUUGAAAUAUAAAUGUAUAUCAUAUUUCAGUAACCUGACAAUAAAAUAUAUAUAUGCAUGACUUUUAAGUUACUCUGUCUUAGUCAUCUUUCAGUCUCCUAAAUUUAUAAUAGUUGUAUCUAUAUCAACGGACCUCCAAAUAAGGGAAGGUUUACAUAAGUUUUUUUUAGCAUAAUGGACUAGCUCUAGAUAGUGCAUUAGUAAACGUUUUUGUGCCCACGAGAUGAAAGGUGGUUUCUAGCGGAUUCAGGCACAGUUUUAGGCUGAGCUACUUCAGUAGGUCUGCGCCUAUUGUUAUCCUUGAUUUGCUCGCAGUCAUCUGCCGAUUCCUGUCAAAUGAUUGGCUGAAUCUGUCGAUUUUCACCACUACGCCCCCUAUGAUUUAGUUCAGAUUACCCCCAGAUUUCAAAAUAAUAUCCUUUGUGUAUGAAAUCAAUAUAAAAUCUUACAAUGUUUGACAGAAUUCUGUCAACCUGGUAUGGUUAUAUAUUCCUAACAUUAAUAAGAAUGGAAUUCGCGUCAAGAACGAUAUUGGUAUUACUAAACGUGGAUUGUAUCAAGUGUACAUGUGUUUAUUAGUCACGGUAAUCCUCCGGUCAGUCCAAAUAGGCGGAUAAUUCGAACACGCAUUUGAACAAUAAAAACAAUAGUUUCCUGUCUAGUGAUAGUUCAAACCCUCCUAACUCACAUUUCGGAUUAUUCGAAUACAAAAUUUGACCGCUAAAUUGUAGCGAUUGUAGCUGAUCUUUCCUCUUUCCUGUGAAACAAUCAUAGCCUCGCUCAUUCUCUCAAACUGAUCUAUUUGUACAACGACAGCAUUUUAUAACCGAGUAACGGGUAGUUCUCAAGAUGUGAAACCGUGGAGGUCAACUAAUAGGAUUUUUUUUACAUGAACACGCACAUGUUAGUUUGAUAUGAUUAAGUUUCUUUCCUACAAAAAUAUGCACGCGCUUUUCAAAAUCUAUAGGCCCCAACCUUGUAUAACAUGCUAUCAAUAAUAGCGACCUGGGCACCGAUCUCUGAAUCAUUACUUAAUUGAUAUGUUACCUAUACAUGUGCCAAAUAAAACAGGUUUUAUCAGGUGGUUGAUCAAACUAAUCCUGAUACAUUGCAAUUGAACUUCCGCCAAUACUCGAUAAACAUGUACUGCUUUGUGGCCUACAUACUCGCCUCUGCUUUGAUUAAGUGAAAGUUGAACUUGAUAAUUGAUUAUUAAUAUGUAAGUAAGCAUAAGAAAAAUAUGUAUACAUGUACCACUAUUCCUCGCCAGAUUUGCAAAUAUAUCGCAAUAGGCCGCCGUUGUCCCGUAUCAACGACUUGGCUGAUUUUUGUCGAUGUCGGCUCGGACUGUUAACCUGAAUUUGAACAAGAGUGACAAUGCUUAUUACAUCUUGCUCGACCUGAUCACAGGGUCUGAUUGUGCUGUGACCGAUAUCAGUAUUACAUAUGCUAUUGUAGUCUGUUAUAUACUGUAGCGAACUCCAUGUACAGAGAUUAAAUUUCAAAUCGUAUGACCUUAGAGACCAUGAAAUAAAGCAAAUAACUCCCUUAGCUUCCUAAAAGAUCCCUGAAAAUCCGUUCAACAAAGGUUAAAGAACAAACACAUUGAUUACAUAUACAGGACUAGCUCUUUGGAAAAACUUUCGUUCUGUUUCAGAUUCAGUCUCAAUUCCCUUAUUAAAACAAUUAUAUGGUAAAUAAAAGAAAGACACAGUCAUGAGUCUGACAAUGCAGUACACCUAGUGAAUAUGACAACAUUACGCUCACUUGGUGCAGCUUUUCCGUUCCAAUAGUAGAAAAGAGGAUAAUUUUAGUUAACACACGUAAAAGCAGAUGUUGAGCAGCAAAUAACAUUAAAAUUCUGGUACAUUGUCUACAAUUUAUGUAUAACAAAAUGUACGCCCUAUAUCACUAACUUAAGAAAAGUUUGAAAUGGAUGUAAUACGAUGUAUGUUAAUCAUUUUACGCCGAAGUCAGUCUAAACCCUAUGGCCAUUAAAACAUUGAAAUAAAAUAAAGUUAAAUUGAUUAAUGAGAAACGAGCACUACAGUUAUUACAUGUAUAUGCAAUUCAAUAAUAAUAAUGUUUAGUCUCCUUAUGUAAAAGCUUGCGAUAUGCAUUUCAGUAUCUAGUUCCCUUUAGAUAAAUACUACAUGUGAUGUUUCAAAAUUAGAAAAUAACGAUUCUUUUGGUCUAGAAGGGUUAAUUACUUUAGAUGAAGCAACGAAAACUUUGAAAAAUAUGAAAAAUAACAAAAGUCCCGGUUCUGAUGGGUUUACUGUAGAAUUUUUUAAGUGUUUCUGGAAACAGCUAGGUGGGUUCAUUGUUAGAUCUAUAUACAUUGUGGGUAAAGGAAAGGUUUGCUAUCAGUAACACAAAGGCAAGGUAUUAAUAACAUGUAUUCCCUAGGGAGAUAAACCUAGGCAGUUCAUAAAAAAUUGGCGACCCAUAACAUUAUUGAAUAUAGUCUAUAAAAUAGCGUCUGGAUCGAUAGCAGGUAGAAUUAGAACAGUUUUAGAUAAAUUAAUUAGUGAAGAUCAAACAGGAUUUCUUUCAGGCCGUUAUAUAGGGGAAAAUACUAGAUUAGUUUAUGACAUUAUGCAAUAUGCAGAAGAAAGAUAUAUUCCAGGUAUGUUAUUAAUGGUAGAUUUUGAGAAAGCAUUCGACUCAGUCUCAUGGGAAUUUGUUGAUAAAGUUUUAAAUUAUUUUAAUUUUGGUUCUGAUAUUAGA